Molecule: messenger RNA, 1974 nt
Organism: Uncinocarpus reesii 1704
Lineage: Eukaryota; Fungi; Ascomycota; Eurotiomycetes; Onygenales; Onygenaceae
Exons: 2
Coding region: 1-1974 (657 amino acids)
Molecular function (GO): ATP binding; metal ion binding
Source: RefSeq, a predicted model, not a curated record
AUGCCGCAACGCAAGUGGGCGAUGGUUGACUCGCUCUAUAGCCCGGAAGGGGGGAGUCAGGAAGCCGCUUCCUUCUUGUUCCGUUGGCGAGUCAAUCCUCACCAUGAGUCUUUUGUCGCCAGAACAGUGGACCUUGUUAUCCAACCAUUCGCUAUCAACGCACAAGCAGGAAGCCUCGCGGAGUUUACCUGGCCUGAAAACCUUCGCGAAGGACUGGGAACACAUACUAGAACUGUCCAGGAGUUUGUCAACAACGCGCUCAAGAAGAAAGGGGCUUUUACUCCCGUUGGCAUCAAAUUGAUAUUGCCUGCACAGAAUGGUUUCGUUGCCAGGUCGGAUAUUAUCGAACUGCGAAUGCACGGUUGUGAUUGCGCGACUGCAGCAUCGGGUUUUAUGCAACCAAGGCAGUAUAUCGAUCGUUUCCAAAUCCAGAAGCCCCGGCACGAACUCUCGCAGCUGUCCGAUAUUUUAUCCGCAUGUAUUGGCGCUGUAUCUGUUAAUGAGUCCAGUUUCGAAUCAAUCGACUAUGCUAUGCAAGCUCUAGAGGAUCAAGUUCGACACCGCCUGGCCCUGGAAUUUCUCUUACCAAAUGCCAUUCCGCAUAAAAGGGUAGCACUUGUCCACUGCCCACGCGAACUUCUUACAUAUGAGGCCAUCAGAUGUCUAGGUCUGGACCUAGUGGUUCUUGACAGGCCUGGCCAUUUUCUGGAAGACCCGAACGGCCCUUUCGCUUACCUACGCGAAUCCUUCCAUCCAAUCGACCUCAACGUCGACGAUGGACUACCUCAGCGGAUUGUCGAUGUAGUCCGAAACCUGAAAUUGGAUGGGAUCUUCACCCGUUACGACUUUUAUUCUCGACAAGUUGCCAAGGCUGCAGAGCUUCUAGGGCUCCCCACCAGCCCGUAUUCCGCAUACUGUAUCGCGACGGAUAAGUACGCUACACGGAUGUUGGACGCUGAGGAAAGUGGAGCCUUUUGCGUAAAGGAUGACGACGAGCUGGAGCAGCGGCUGAGGGAUCCCGAGAAGCCUCUCAAUAUCCAGUAUCCCGUCGUCGUCAAGCCCUGCCUAGGCUGGAGUAGUCUUACCGUGACAAAAGCACGGGAUGAAGGAGAGCUUGUAGCCGCGGUGCGCAAAGCUCACUCGAGAGUCCUUGGGCACGAGGGAGAAAGGCCGAUUCAACCUCGCGUCCUGGUUGAGCCCUAUGUUGAUGGACCGGAAGUUGAUGUCAAUUUUGCCAUGUGGGACGGCGAGGUUGUGUUUUCCGAUAUCUCGGAUGACUUUCCUUGCCUCGGAGACAUGGAUGAUAAAACGGGGGUAACGGAUUUCCAGGAUACUAUCUACUUACAUCCCUCAAAACUUCCCAAGAUGGAGCAGGAUCUGCUCCGUCAGCGUCUGAAGGAUUGUGUGUUGCGCAUGGGCUUCCGGACCGGAGUUGUCCAUUGCGAAGCCCGGAUGAGAAAUUCUGCGAUGAAGUACGUUGAGAAGGACGGCAUUUUUGACCUCGCCAGCGAUUCCCAGCCGAGAGGCACUGAGCCAAGCAUUUUUAUGAUUGAAGUGAACCCUCGACCACCUGGCUACUUUGCUCUUCACGGCAGUACGUGGACGCAUGGCGUGGAUUAUUAUCUGCUCCAUGUGCUUUGCUGUGUGCAGGAUGAGCAGCGCUUCAAAGCUCUCGCCGUUCCAUUUUCCAGGGAAGUUCAGCACUCAAUUGCAGUUCUCAAUCUCCCGACCCAAAAAGGAGGUAUACUCAGAUCUCUUGAUCCAGCCAUCCGGCUCGCCAAGGAAAAGCCAGGCCUCAGGGAUGCCAUCUCCCUGUAUCACAAUUACUUUGAGCCUGGCGAAUACGUGACUCCCCCGGACGCGGUGGAGACAAAGCCGCUGGCGGUGGUGGUUGUUGAGAGCCAGACCGGACGAGAAGAUCUGCUGAGGAGGGUUGAGGAGGUCCGGGAUGAGUGGACGCCCGUUGUCGACUAG